Molecule: messenger RNA, 1059 nt
Organism: Myripristis murdjan (pinecone soldierfish)
Lineage: Eukaryota; Metazoa; Chordata; Actinopteri; Holocentriformes; Holocentridae
Gene: tmem70
Product: transmembrane protein 70
Exons: 3
Coding region: 134-847 (237 amino acids)
Biological process (GO): mitochondrial proton-transporting ATP synthase complex assembly
Cellular component (GO): mitochondrial membrane
Source: RefSeq, a predicted model, not a curated record
AAACAGGGAAGAAGACGAAGCGGAAGUGUUACUUUUCCGUGUUGUUGUGGUUUCCGUGUCCUCUUGUGAGUCUCUUGUCAGCUUGUGCGAAACUUUCAUGAGUUAGCAAAGGGCGCUCCCUCCUCGGGUCGUCAUGUUUCCUCUGAACAUCAGCCGCAGGUUUCGUCCUUGCAUAGUUUCGCAGGUGUUGAGCGGCGUCCACCCCGCAGCCCCGCCACAUGGCAGGCGCUUCUCCGCGGCUGCUGUCAGAGCCGUGCCGGUGCCGCUGCAGGCGCUCCGUGCUGGCACAAGGUCGUUUCUCCAGCUCUCCACCAAGGUGGAGUCCCGGUGUCUCUCCACAUCAAGCAGCAGUGAGGAGGGGAACCUCAUUUACACCGGCAGCCUCGGCACAGCUGUCCGUGGGGUGAAGAUGUUUUCCUACACCAGCAGUGGCGCCAGCUUGUGCCUGAUGCCCCACGUCAUGUUAAACAGCGGCCUGGCCCUGCAGAGCUUACCCGUGCAGGCUGCCUUCUGCGGUAUCAUCGGCUUCUUCACCUUCCUCACCCCCGUCCUUCUCCAUCUCGUCACCAAGGGCUACGUGGUGCGGCUCUACCACAAGGCCGACAGCGACACCUACACCGCCGUCACCUACAACUUCCUCCUGAUGGAGAAAAGGACUGUGUUCCAGCAGAGGCAGGUGAGGAUCCCAGAGGUCAGCAAGAUGUUCACAACCUUUUACGCCGACAAGACGGGACUGCUGGUCAACCCCGACCUGUUCCCUCUAGCCCACGACUACAACCACCUCAUGGGCUACGAUCAGCCUUUCACAUUUGAUACGGACGAUUUAGAGAGGCCGGAUAAAAGUUGAAAAAGUGGCCGGACUGAAAAUAAAUGUCUUUGUAGCUGUAAAAUAUGAACGUAUGUGGUUCUCUGUGUGUUUUGUAUCUCUGUCGCUUAAGGUUUAUGAGUCCGUCAAUAUUAUCAGUAUUUAUUUGGCAAUACCACAGCAAAUAAACUGCCAUGUCUGUAAGAGAAAAUGUCAAACAAGCUUUCCCAUAAAACAGCCGUUUGCAACCAGUC